AUGAAAAAUAACAAAGAAGCCUCUCUUUAUACCAUUGAUCUUGAUGAUUCAUCUCUGAAUCAAGCUUAUGAAACAGCAACUGCAUUCUUUGCAAUUCUUGGCGAAUGGAUGAUCUUUGUCCUCGCAUGUUCCAUCUCGUUAUUCUUCAUUCCUCUAACUCCAUCUUUCACACUCCAUUCAGCAACUUCAACCGUUCUCAAUGUCACCAAUGAAAAAACCUUCGCAGCCAACUUGGGCUUCGAGUUUCUCGCAGAAGAUUCCAACCCCAUUGGAAGCACCAUCCACUAUGACUCUCUUGAUGUCUCCCUCUUCCAUCAUCAAGAAAAGCUUUCGGUCUUCUCUCUUCCGCGUUCUUUUUACAACGAACCCGCAUUAGGUUCAACUCAAGAAGCAAAGUUCAGUAACGUGUCUAUGAAGGUUGACGAAUGGAACGUCGCGAAUGAUGAUCGCAGCCACGGAAAGUCUUGCUGGUUUGUGUAUUUGGAUUUAUUUUUCAGUGCUAAUGCGAGAUACGAGCAACCAAUGUGGCCGGUUAUGAAAGACAAACUUGAAGGUCAUUGUGGAGAACUGAAAGUUGAAAUGUGUUCUUCUGGUUCGAGCACGGUGGUUAACUCGCUUCGCGCGCCGUGUGAUGUUUAUAGUGAUCUGGUGACGAAGGUUAGGAUCGCAUUGUUUGGAAUGUUGAUCUUUCUUCUUGUAACUGCUGUGGCUGUUCCACUUGUUGUUGAGUAUCUUGUUGAAUCUUAG
Molecule: messenger RNA, 747 nt
Organism: Lathyrus sativus (Indian pea)
Lineage: Eukaryota; Viridiplantae; Streptophyta; Magnoliopsida; Fabales; Fabaceae
Source: the annotation of a GenBank genome assembly